Cydia amplana is the source of this 2767-nucleotide messenger RNA. It is a transcript of the gene lt, whose product is annotated as vacuolar protein sorting-associated protein 41 homolog. Gene Ontology annotation, cellular component: late endosome; HOPS complex. NCBI's taxonomy places the organism in Eukaryota, Metazoa, Arthropoda, Insecta, Lepidoptera, Tortricidae. The record is from RefSeq and is a predicted model, not a curated record. The coding region runs from base 205 to 2766 and encodes 853 amino acids. The transcript is spliced from 3 exons. Gene Ontology annotation, molecular function: protein binding. Gene Ontology annotation, biological process: endosomal vesicle fusion; macroautophagy; cellular response to starvation.
AAGUCAGCUGUAAGCAAGCAGUAACAAUGAUCAGUUAGGACCCGAACAUAACUCAAUUGUCAUCUUAUGUGUCAAUGUCAAAACAAAGAAUUGUAAUCGGAGCGGAGCUAAUGAGGAAAAAAACUAAAUAAUUAAUUGUUUUCCGCGUAAAAAUAGCUAUCAACAUGUAAUAUUACGAACCCUCAGUGCGCUUAAAUCACGAAAAUGGCGUUGAAUAUAGAUAGCUGCGACAGUUUGCCUCCUGACGAGGAGCCAAAACUGAAAUACGAUCGUAUGGGAAACGAUGUACAAAACAUUCUGUUGAAAGACGCAGUGAGCUGUAUUUGUGUGCACACGAAAUUUAUAUGUUUAGGGACUCAGUGGGGUGUGAUUCACUUGUUGGACCAUGAAGGGAACACGGUGCCAUUAUCUCAAGAUGGUAAAGACAAAGAAUUGCAAGCUCAUGCAAUAGCUGUGAACAGGAUAUCAGUAGAUUUGAACGGGGAGUACAUCGCGAGCUGCUCGGACGACGGCAAGGUGCUGGUGUACGGGCUGUACACGGACGACAAUGCCCACAACUUGAACCUCGGCCGGGUGGUCAAGUCUGUGGCUUUGGAUCCCUGUUACUUCAAGUCGGGGUCUGGGAGGAGAUUUCUCACAGGCGACACCAAGCUGACACUUUACGAGAAGACAUUCCUGAACCGCCUGCGCAGCACCGUGCUCUGCGAGUGCGAGGGGCACGUGCAGGCCGUGGCCUGGCACGAGCGCUUCGUGGCCUGGGCCAGUGAGGUCGGAGUUCGAGUGUACGACCUGGUGGCGCGCUGCUCCCUCGGCCUCAUACCCUGGGAGAAGACCAGCGUGGACUCCAUCGAGGACUACCGCUGCAACCUCCUCUGGUCCGCGCCCAAGACCCUCAUGAUCGGCUGGGUCGACACCAUCAGGAUAUGCGUCAUUCGAAAACGAAGUCAAAUCGAACUUCAGACAAGAGACGAUACGGAAUACCUCGUCGACCCUGUCUACACUUUCCAAACGGACUACUUUAUCAGUGGUCUAGGACCUUUGGAGAACCAAUUAGUACUGCUAGGAGUACCUAAAGAGUGUGAUGCAGAAACUAUGAAAGCGCAAAGACCGGUUUUAGCGGUCGCUGACUACAAAGAUUGUGACUUCAGCGAGGUUUCAACAGAUAGUCUGAACAUAAGAGGCUAUGAGGAGUACUCCUGCAACGAUUACUAUCUAGACAUGCUUAUAGAAGAGAAUAGAUUCUUCAUAGUAUCGCCCAAGGACAUAGUGAUUGCCAGUCCAUAUGAUAUUGAUGAUAGAGUCCACUGGCUAACCGAGCAUGGCCGGUAUGAGAAAGCGAUUAGUGUCUUAGAAGAAGUUGGUGGAAAAACGAACAAGAAUUCAGUAAUGACGGUUGGGGUUCAGUACUUAGAUCACUUGAUGUCUAAACACUUAUACAGCGAAGCGGCCAUUUUAUGCGCGAGGAUAUGCAAGAGUGAUAAAGAUAUGUGGGAAAAGCAGAUCUUAAAAUUUGCUGAAGUGAAUCAGCUGAGAGCGGUGAGCGCGUACGUCCCUAAAACCCCUGAGAAAGCCCUCAGUUCUCAUCUAUAUGAGUUAAUUAUUUAUGAGUACCUCAAAGUGGAUCCUCCAGGAUUCCUCAAAGUUGUCCAGGAGUGGAACCCUGGGUUGUACAAGACGGGAAUAAUCGUCAAAGCUGUGCUAGAACACAUUCUUACUACGGAAGUAGAUAAGAAUAUAUAUUUAGAAGCACUCGCUUUACUCUAUUGCCAUCAAAAGAAGUACGAUAAAGCUUUAACCACAUACUUAACACUCCGCCAUAAGGAUGUCUUCACACUAAUUACAACAUAUAAAAUGUACAACGUCAUACACAAUAAGAUUUUAGAACUAAUGACACUCGACUGUGAUAAAACUCUUUCUAUUCUUGUCAACUCUCGCGAUAAAAUACCAGUAGAAGUUGUUAAGAAACAAUUAGAAAACCACGACAUGUAUCUCUUUAAAUAUCUGGACGCGUACAGUAAAGUAGAACAUAACGGGAAAUACCACGGAGAGUUAGUAAAGUUAUAUGCUAAAUAUGCAAGCCCUAAGUUACUUCCAUUUCUUAAAAGCAGCGAUAACUAUCCUAUAGAGCAAGCACUAGAUAUCUGUCAAAGCAAUCAUUUCUACCCCGAGAUGGUAUUUCUACUUGGUCGAAUAGGCCGAACGCAGGAAGCUCUCCAGAUCAUAAUAGAAAAACUGAACGAUAUAAACCAAGCGAUCACUUUCUGUCAGGAGCAUAACGACACAGAACUUUGGACGGAUUUGAUAAAACAAACCGUUGACAAGCCGGAGUAUGUUUCUCUUCUCCUCAAACGGAUAGGGAAUUACUUAGAUCCCCGGAUGCUAAUAGAAAAUAUUCAGCCCGGGUGUGAAAUAAAAGACUUAAAGGAUUCCCUUGCAAAAAUGAUGUGCGAUUACCACUUACAGCUAUCCGUUCAAGAGGCUUGCAAGCCGAUAACUUUGAAAAACUACUUUGAGUUACAUGAGAAAUUAAUCCUCGGGCAGCAGAAAGGAAUAUCAGUGACGGAUGACUUUGUAUGCAGUAGCUGUGUAGGGAGGAUAAUAACUAGGGAUUUGUCGAAGGCGUCUGAUUUGAUAGUGUUUAACUGCAGGCAUUCGUUCCAUAUAGAGUGUUUGAGGCAAGUGGCGCCAUCUCUGGACCAUUGCGCGGUGUGCAGCGCGAGCGCUGACGCCAGCAGAGCGUUUGGGGAUCCGAGCGGGGCUAACUAAA